AUGAAUGCACAAAGGAUCGUAUUUGAUGCAUCUAAUAAAAAGUUUCGCUUUGUUUAUAACACUAGUGACAACCAAAGGCAACAAGCAGACAUCCAUCUUCACAACAAACGACAAAGCAUGGUCAAUGAGAAAACUGAUGAAAAGACUGUGAAAGCAGAUGAUUUUAAUGAUGAAUUGAAACUUCCUAGAAAUGAUUCCCAUAAUGGUUCGGUAUCAAAUGAUGAUUCUUAUAAAAAAGGAAAUCAUUCAUUCUUUGAUCCCAAUAAUGUACUAGAAAUAGCUGCUCAAGACUCUUAUGAUGAAUUUUCUGAUGAUGUAGACGACGAUUUUGAUAAUAUAUCAGAAGUAUCGGCAGCUGAGGACUCCAAGGCUGCAGAUGAUGAAACACUAGAGGAACCGACAAGGCAAGACAACAAAGAAGAUAUUAACGCAGAAGUAGAUACAAAAGAAUUGGAUGGAUUGAAAGACAAGACUGCUUCUAAGUCGGAAGACGAUGAAGCUGCAACUGCAGAAGAGCAUGUGGAUCAACCAAUAUUAGAAAACAGCUCUAAGUUGAAACAUACAGAAGAUCAAACUCCUGAAGAAAAUGAAAAGAAAAAAAUUGUGGACGAUGAUGUAUCCAAAACCGAUCACGAUUUGCCCAUCUCUACAGAAAAGCCAGAGGUAUUGAAUGAAAAGAAACCAGACGAACCCGAAGCAAAACCAUCACUUGAUAGAAUAGGUGUUAAUGAGACUGAAAGUAAAGAUGAAAAAGCCUCUAUGGAAGAAAAACUUUAUGAUUCAGAGAAAGAAUCAGUGUCUUCAGCGUCUUCUUCUGAAUCCGAUACCAAUGCAUUUUCUUAUGACCCUCAAAGUGCUAAUUCCAGAAACAAUGAAAUUAAUUCUGAAAGUGUUUUAUUAGAAAAGGAUACUUCUAAACAUCUGGAGGAUCCUUUAAGAAAAUCAUCAACUGGGCCUCAAACCCCUUUUAAAGAGGAAGAGAUAGGAUUAAAGGGAGAUAUCCCCAUAACAAUGCAACAAGCAGAGAAUCCGGAAAAAACUGAGACAGAUGAAAAAAUGAAGGACUUGUCUAUCACUUCAAAGGAACCGCAAACACCGGCAUUAGAGUCUGUGGAAACCGAAGAUUAUUUGCCUCAAGCUACAUCUUCUACUCUCUUUGUAAAUUCAGCUUCGCGGAUAGAUGCUUCGGAACAUAUUACUAAAAAUCACGAAUCCAUGAGUUUUCCGGCAAGCGCGAAUGUUAACAUUAGCAGUCCGCAACUGACGAAGGAUGCUUUCAAGGAUAAUACUGAAGAUGAAUUGCCUAGUUUUGUACUUGAUCCUGCUUCAGAUACCGCAAACUUGAACGGUGAUAUCUCGAGACAGAAAUUUGAUACUAGAUUAGGGUCUCAUGAAGGUACAAAAAUUGAUGGUAAUGGCGAUGUUUUGGGACCACAUGAAGAGCGUUCUCGUGGCAGAUAUGAUUCGUUUUAUACCCGGGCAACUUCGCCAGUUUCUUCUGCGAUUUCUUGGUUCAAUUCAAAACGGGGUGAUUUGAGUCCGGAAAAUUCUGUAGCAAGUACAUUUUAUUUGGAAGAAAUUCUUGAAAAAAAUGCGUCUUCUAUUGAUGAAAGCAGAAAAAAGAAGAUCAUCAGCUUCUUAGAAAGUGAACGUAACAUGAUUCCCUCGGAUAUAUACAAUCUUUUGCUUGAAUUUAUUGAGAACCCACUAGAAGUGUUAAAGGAAAAAUCAGAAAAGAUCCAAUGUCUGAUUUUCAGUCAUGAAGUUCAGGCAGCACAUACAGUGUUAUGGAAGUCGAUCUCUGCUUGGUGCUCUUUUGAUUGUGAACAAGAGUAUUUUGAUUUACAAAAGAAGAGUUGUGAGUCCGAUAAAGCUAUAUGCAAAGACUUAGAUAGAACAUUCCCUCCUGAAACCUUAGAGCGGUUUUUUUCCAAUCGUGGCCAGAAAUCACCGGAUACCGUCGCAGAUUCUAUUGCAAAUUUGCACAGAGUAUUAAGAUCUCUUGCGAAUGCUGUUCCUGAAGUCGGCUAUACACAAGGAAUGUCUUGGAUCGCUGGCUCUCUUUUAAUGUAUUUACCACCUCCCCAAGCUUUCUCUAUGCUAGUCCUUCUUUUCAAAGAGUACCAUUUACAAAGCAUUUUCUGUCCAGAGUUGAAAGGUUUGGGUCGUAUCAUGCAUCAAUUUACUCGAUUGGUAGAAGAUUUUAUGCCCGCUUUGGCUGUUCACUUAAAGAAGAACGAGAUUGAGACUUGUUCAUAUGCUUCCGAGUGGUUUCUUACUUUGUUUGCGUAUAAGUUUCCUUUGGACGUUGUCGCUAAAAUAUAUGAUAUAUUACUUUUUUAUGGUUCUACCAUUUUACUGAACAUUGGUCUUGGAUUAUUAAAGAAUAGUGAAAAAAGCCUAUUGCAAUUAAACAAUGAUGAACUUAUAACGUAUCUGAAGGACAAUAUAUUUUCUUCUUUUAUGCUGAAUGAUGGAACUGAACAAUACGAUACGAACAAGGUCUUACAGUUUGCUUUUACUUUUCAAACCUCCAAGUCAGCUAUCGACACAUAUGGUAACGAAUAUGAUACGCUGCUGAAGACACAGAAAGAAGUUGAUGUGCAACUGGAAAAUACGAAAAGCACGAACAAGUCAUUGAAUGAUCACUUUUCGACGUUAAAUGAAACUAUGUCUAAAUUACAUGCUGAGCAUGAGAGUAUGAAUAGUAUGCUACUGCGAGAGAAAUUAGUUCUCAAACAACAAGCUAAAGAGCAAAGUGAGAUGGAGUCGCGGAUUACCUCGUUACAUGCUGAGCUUUCAAAAAUAAAGACUGAUGUGGAAGGGUCGUUCCAAGGUGAGAUGGAAGCCAUAAUUGCUGAAAACCUAAAAAUUAUGUCAGAAGGCCAAGUACUAGAGGAUGAACUCUUUAAAAAGGAAAAAAAGCUUGCUGAAACAAAAGUUAAUCUGGCUACGUUAGAUGGAGAACAUAUGAUGGCUGUGCAAAGAUGGAGUCAAUUGAUGAGUCGAAUCAAUAAAGGCUAAUGGAAACAUUAUAUGAUUUAUCUGCAGUUUGAAUGCAUGUCAACUUCAGUAAAAUAUCUGCAUUAUAAGGACGCCUAGGAUGAUAAAGUAGCUUGGAGUUGUUCAUUUCGUUAUCCGAAUACGAUUAACACAAUUUAGUUGUUUCCUAUUGAAUGCGUUUGAAGAAAUUAUCUUGUUUUUUAAUUUUUGCGAUCAUUUUCCGGGUAGCCUUAGUAGGUAAACAUCAAUACUAGCUGACGAUUGUAACUUUAAAUUCCAUUAUUUAUUCAAUAAUCAAUUCCUUGUUUU
Schizosaccharomyces octosporus yFS286 is the source of this 3312-nucleotide messenger RNA. Its product is annotated as GTPase activating protein Gyp51. The record is from RefSeq and is a predicted model, not a curated record. NCBI's taxonomy places the organism in Eukaryota, Fungi, Ascomycota, Schizosaccharomycetes, Schizosaccharomycetales, Schizosaccharomycetaceae. The transcript has a single exon. Bases 1 to 3024 code for a protein of 1007 amino acids.